Messenger RNA from Corylus avellana, 1608 nucleotides. RefSeq names its product RNI-like superfamily protein. Gene Ontology annotation, molecular function: protein binding. NCBI's taxonomy places the organism in Eukaryota, Viridiplantae, Streptophyta, Magnoliopsida, Fagales, Betulaceae. The record is from RefSeq and is a predicted model, not a curated record. Gene Ontology annotation, cellular component: SCF ubiquitin ligase complex. Gene Ontology annotation, biological process: SCF-dependent proteasomal ubiquitin-dependent protein catabolic process.
UUGGCAUCAUCAAAUCCGAAUAAGAUCUAUUUUUCCGCUUUCUGUUUUGAGGGGCUAAAAGAAAGUCGAAUUUUGAUGGAUGGUUUACCAGACCAUUUAGUUUGGGAGAUUUUGGGGAGGAUCAAGAAAACCAAUGACAGAAACUCUGUGUCUUUAGCAUGUAAACGUCUUCAUGAAUUGGAUAAAAAACAGAGACAAUGGAUUCGGGUUGGUUGCGGAUUAGACCCUGCGAACGAUGCUUUGACUUCCCUAUGCAAUAGGUUUCCAAACUUGGCAAAGGUGGAGAUAAGUUACUCUGGUUGGAUGUCCAAAUUAGGAAAGCAAUUGGAUGAUCAAGGGCUUCUCAUCCUUGCCAGUUGCUGCCCUUCUCUGACUAAUCUCACCUUAAGCUACUGCACGUUCAUUACAGAUGUGGGUCUUCGUUAUUUGGCUUCUUGCUCCAAGCUUUCUGCUUUGAAGUUGAAUUUCACCCCUAGAAUCUCAGGUUGUGGCAUAUUAUCUCUUGUUGUGGGCUGCAGAAAUCUAGCUGUUCUCCACCUUAUUAGAUGUCUGAAUGUUACCAGUGUUGAAUGGCUUGAAUAUCUUGGCAAGCUUGAAACACUCGAGGACCUUUCGAUUAAGAAUUGCAGAGCAAUUGGGGAAGGUGAUUUAAUUAAGCUAGGUCUUGGUUGGCGAAAACUGAAAAGGUUGCAAUUUGAGGUGGAUGCUAAUUACAGAUAUAUGAAAGUUUAUGAUAGGUUGGCUGUGGAUCGAUGGCAAAAGCAAUGGGUGCCGUGCGAAAACAUGCUGGAGCUGAGCUUGGUGAAUUGCAUCAUCAGCCCAGGGAGAGGUCUUGCUUGUGUGUUGGGGAAAUGCAAGAAGUUGGAGAAGAUUCACUUAGAUAUGUGUGUUGGGGUAAGGGACUGUGAUAUCAUUGGCUUAGCCCAAAGAUCAAGUAAUCUUCGGUUCAUUUCGUUGCGAGUUCCAUCCGAUUUCUCGCUGCCACUUUUGACGAACAAUCCUUUAGAAUUGACAGAUGAGAGUUUAAAAGCUUUGGCUAAGAAAUGUUCAAUGCUUGAAUCAGUGAGGAUAUCUUUUUCUGAUGGAGAGUUCCCUUCAUUCUCUUCAUUUACACUAAAUGGAAUGAUUACUUUGAUUCAAAUGUGCCCUGUUCGUGAGCUUGCUCUUGACCAUGUGUAUUCAUUCAAUGAUCAUGGGAUGGAGGCCCUUUGCUCAGCUCAGUAUCUUGAAACCCUAGAACUUGUCAAAUGCCAAGAGAUUAGUGAUGAGGGCCUGCAGCUUGUGAGCCAGUUUCCGCGAUUACGCGUUCUAAGAUUAAGCAAGUGUUUGGGGAUUUCUGAUGAUGGCUUAAAGCCACUUGUGGGGUCAUACAAAUUGGAAUUGCUGGCUGUUGAAGACUGCCCUCAGAUUUCUGAUCGAGGUGUUCAUGGAGCUGCAAAAUCUAUUACUUUCAGGCAGGACUUGUCAUGGAUGUUUUGAUCUUUUCAUGGCCUCUUAACAGCAGGCAUCAAAACAUUUGUUCUUCGUUUGUGAAUGUAAUAUAUAUAGUUUCUGUAAUUAAAGUGAAUGAUUUUUUAUUCGUUUAAAUUUGGUUUUCCAUUGACUUGC